AUGGCAUCCUCAUCUAGCUUUGAUGUGGACGCAAUCAUAAGUCAGCUGUUGGCUGCGAAGAAUCUCCGGCCCGGCAAAGAAGUGCCACUUUCCAAGAAAUCCAUCAAAGACUUGCUGGACUGUGUGAGACCCGUCUUGCUGGAGCAGCCCACUUUACUGGAGCUUGAAGCCCCGGUCACUAUCUGCGGUGAUAUACACGGUCAGUUUUACGAUCUGCUUCAUUUGUUUGAAAUCGGCGGUUUCCCACCGGACACCAAUUAUCUUUUCCUUGGUGACUACGUGGACCGGGGGCACAACUCCAUGGAAGUUAUUUGUCUUCUGUUUGCAUACAAGGUGAAAUAUCCAGUUAAUUUCUUCCUUAUUCGCGGGAAUCAUGAAACUGGAAGUGUUAACGCACAUUAUGGAUUUCUUCAAGAGUGUGUUAGGAGGUACAGCCGGGCUUUGUGGCAGCAAUUUAACGAUGUGUUCGACUGUUUGCCCCUAGCUGCAGUCGUGGGUGACAAGAUAUUUUGCUGCCACGGUGGUUUGAGUCCUGAACUGAUGAAUCUCAGCCAAAUCCGACGAAUAGCUCGUCCUGCCGACAUCCCAGACCACGGCCUCGUUUCGGAUCUGGUCUGGGCCGAUCCUGAUCCUGACCCGAAAGCGAAAGGGUGGCACUUCAACGAAGCUCGAGGGACUUCCUACACAUUCGGGCCCGACACAGUACAGCAGUUUCUGGAGAAAAACGACUUGGACAUUGUCUGUAGAGCACAUGAUGUCACGCAAGAUGGCUACAAAUUCUUCGGCAAGCGUCAACUGGUUACCGUGUUUUCGGCACCGAAUUACGCCGGAGUCUACGACAACAGUGGAGCUAUUAUGACCGUCAAUGAGGAUUUGGAAUGCGCAUUUAAAAUUCUGAAACCGCUAAAUUAUAAACCCAUGUACAGAUACGAUCACGGUGUGGGAAGCAGAAGAGUGCUGCAGAAAUCAAUUAGCGAUACUGCAGUUAAUUUGCUGGACAAGGAAGGGGUUCCACAGACUCGCCGAGAAAUGUCUAUCCGGGAUAAACAUCUGAAGCCAGUAGCUAAGUCUCGGGCGAAGAGCACCUCAGACUAA
Molecule: messenger RNA, 1095 nt
Organism: Candidula unifasciata
Lineage: Eukaryota; Metazoa; Mollusca; Gastropoda; Stylommatophora; Geomitridae
Source: the annotation of a GenBank genome assembly